Racocetra persica is the source of this 140-nucleotide messenger RNA. The record is from the annotation of a GenBank genome assembly. NCBI's taxonomy places the organism in Eukaryota, Fungi, Glomeromycota, Glomeromycetes, Diversisporales, Gigasporaceae.
AUAACGAUAAGUGGAGUAAGGCCCCAAAACCUGAUAAUAUGACCAUAGCUACUGCUGUAGCAUCUAAUUUUUAUGCAUUGUCUUUGUUCGCUACGUCAACAAAAAAAAGCAAAGAACUAUCAAUUAUAGAAAAACUAUAG